Messenger RNA from Microplitis demolitor, 3489 nucleotides. RefSeq names its product radial spoke head protein 3 homolog (gene Rsph3). Gene Ontology annotation, cellular component: cilium. Bases 945 to 2927 code for a protein of 660 amino acids. The record is from RefSeq and is a predicted model, not a curated record. The transcript is spliced from 7 exons. Lineage: Eukaryota; Metazoa; Arthropoda; Insecta; Hymenoptera; Braconidae.
UAAAAUUUCUAGCCCGCAUGCUAGUUUAUACCAAUCCUCAGUAUCAGUGUUGCCGCGAGCUUUGACGAGUCCGAGCUUUUUUCGGUUACGCGGCUAAAGUAUAAACACUAGUCUUCAUCAUAUUAUUUUUUACCUCUUAAUACUAUAUACUAUUUAAAGUUAAAUUAUAUUUUCGUACUCGUGUAACUGUAACUAUUAAUAUAUACCUUAAAAAUCUAUUUCUUCCGUCUUGAUACGAUUUCAUUAAUAAUUCAAAUAGUUGAGAAAAGACUGUAGGUAAUUUAUAAAAACUGAUCAAUUGAUUAAGAAACAAUUGUCUCUAAAUAUUAAUAGACACAUGACGGUCAAGUCAACCUUGAUUUAAACUAUUUUGAUCGGUUAUAUAUUUUUCUUAUAAGAUCAAAGUUUUUUUAUUUAUUAUAAUGAUCAAUUAAAAUCUAUUUUUAGUAAAAUAAUAAACGUUGAUGAAAAUAUAAAUUAUAUAUUUAUAUAGAGUUAUAAGAGAAUUGAUUAAAAACUGGCUUCUUCAUUUAAAUUAUUCUGUUUUUUUACUUAUUCUAAUCGAUACUAAACUUAUUUUUUUUUUCUUACGUCCACGCAUACACAAAGUAUCUUAGCUAACACGAAAGCUGCCAAUCUAUAUUGUCCAAUAUAAUUUAUUAUUCUUUGUGAGUGGGUCUAAAAUAUAGUUUCAGUAUAUAUAUAUAGACCCUAAAAAAAAUAUAACAUUCUUAUUUCGUGAUUGAGUGAUUUGUUAUCAAGUGCCGCGUGACUUUUUUAAACGCACUUAUAAACUUCUUGGAAUAUAAAAAUAAAAUAAUUAGCGAAUGAUAUCAUCAGAAAUUAUAAUGUCAGCAUAUUAAGCGACCUACAUAUUUUAUAUAAAUCAUAUUUUUUAAAUUAAACACCAAAAUUUAAGUAAAUAAAUAAAAUAAUAAUAAAUCAUGCCGGCUGGAUUAUCAAGUCUUCCACCGUCUUCUUUUGAUUAUAAUAAUUAUAAAUCACCAGCAUUUACAAUAAUACAACGUGAUCAUUUGGAUAGUACACUACCUAUUCUUCAUAUUAAUAAUUUUAAUAGUAGUGAUGAUAAUGAUAAUUAUAAUAAUGAAGAUUAUAAUUGUAAUGAUAAAAAAAAUAAUUUAUCAAAAAUUAAAAAUGAAAAUAAUGAUUUUUUAUCACGUAAACGUAUUAGUAAAUCAAAUGAUCAUUUAGUACUUGCAAAUCUUCAAAAUAAUCAAGUUAAUCCAUUGAAAAAAAAACAACAUACCAAAAGUCAUGAUCAUCUUUCCAAAGGUGAUGAUAAAAUUAAAAUAUUAAAUGAUGAUUCAUCGUCAUUAUUUAUUGGUAAUAAUAAAUUGGCUAUGAAUUUAUCAACUGAAGAUUUUAAUGAAGUACUGACGGCUAAAUUAAAAAAAAUGCAAGAUAAUAAUGAUAGACAAGUAUCAUCAAGUAAAAGUAGUAAUAAAAAUAAUAAAAAUAAUAAUAAUAAUAAUAAUAAUAAUAAUAAUAAUAAUAAUAAUAAUAAUAAUAAUAAUAAUAAUAAUAAUAAACAGUCACCACAAAAAAAACCAUUUAUAACAACGGUAAAAACAGGAGAAUUUUUGAUGCCACCACCAGAAGUAGCAUCACUACUUGGGAUGUCACCAAAUGGCUCUUGGAUUGGCCACGACCUGGAUGACACACACGAAGGUCUUCCACGCUCCAGGUUCCGGCCAUUUAUUUUCCGCGGUAAACGACCGGAAGUACGUCACAGUAGUCACAAUGCUAGGUGUCCUGCGGCCCUUAAAGCUACUGUCGACUUUCCCGUUAACGUUAUAAAUUCUUCGGGUGUCACUGCUUCGACCUUGGCUAAUGAAGUACAUGCUCGGAAAGCUACGAAUAGCAAAUUUAAUGAAACUGAUCAAUCACUUCCCUUUGCAAAUAUUAUGUUUGAUAGACGUGUUGUUCGUGGUAGCACACUUGCUUCAGCCUCAAAUCUUGCUGACUAUGAACAAUCACAAGCAGCGAGACAAGCAGAAGCGCGCAGAAAACAAUUGUCAAAAAAAAAAGCACAAAUUCAAGCAACAAGAUCAAUGAUGAUGAAAAUGUCUACACCUCCUCCAAUUCCAGGAAGAAAACACGAACCUGUGCAAACAGAAUUAUAUCUUGAAGAAUUGCUUGAGAAGCCACAGGAAUCUGAAGCUGCAACACAAACAGAUUAUUUUUUGGACAGACCACCAACACCUUCUUUUUGUCCUGGAAAAGUAGGUGUGGAUGCUGAAACUCAAAUAGGACCUGGUGAUCUCUUUGACUUCGAUACGGAAGUUCAACCUAUCCUCGAAGUACUGGUAGGAAAGACGAUAGAACAGGCCUUAAUUGAAGUACUAGAAGAAGAGGAACUUGCUGCUCUUAAAGAGCAACAAAGAAGAUUCCGCGAAUUACGAGUUACUGAAAAAGUUGAAAAAUUACGAUUAGAAGAGCAGGAACGAAGACUUAGAGAAGAAAAAGAACGACGACUUAACCAACAUGAAGAAGCGUUAAAAAUACAAAAAGAAACAGAAGAACGUGUUGCAGCAGCAGUUUUGUUGACUGGUUAUGUCGCUGAACUUUUACCAACUGUAUUGGAUAGAUUAAAAAUGUCUGGGUAUUUAUUGGACGAAAUAAAAGAGGAUACAGAAGAAGGUUUCAUGCCUUGGAUUGUAAAUGAAGUGAAAAAAGAAAUGAAUACUAUGGUGGAUAGUAGAAAAUUACUUGAAGAUAUCAUAAAAGAAAUUUUGGAAAAUCGAGCUGAAAUGUAUAGUAAAAAAGCAGAAGAGUAUGAUACAGAUAGCACUAGAUCAUUAACAACUCCAAAAAAAGAGAGUGAAAAUGGAGAAAAUGAAGAUGUUGAUAAAGCUAAAGAUGAAUCUAAUAAUUUUACCACUCAUGAAUCAAUGUUAAGCGAUUAAAAUACAAAUAUAAUGAUUAAUUGAGUUGUCGUACUUAAUCCUCGUCUAGCCGAUCGUUUAAUGCAAAGCCACUUUCUACAUCAAAUGUUAGUCUUUUCUUUUUAAUUCAUUUUAUUUAUUUAUUUAUUUAUCUUUUUUUCAAUAAAUGAGAGAGAAAGACCACUUGAACCAGCAGCUACGCAGCGUGUAUUAUAGCUAGGAUUUCAUCCCCUGCAUGGUUGCUAUACUGUAUAUAUACCAUCAUAUAUGUCCACCUUUUAUACUACAUUAGAGCCGGUGUACACAGCUGCGAAACAAAUCCAUCAGCUCGACUGUCCCCACCCCAUGACUCUCGUGAUCAAGCUCGACACCACCGAGGAACCUCCAAUGUGCUAUAUCCGAUGAACAAACAUCCCUGGUCACAAGCCCACAGCUAUUAAAAAUCAAUUAUUGAUUUCUCUUCGUCAAGACCAUAUACUUAACACUUAAAAAAAAUUAAUCUUCAAUUCUGUGCAUUAUUUCUGAAUAAACAAAAUUGAAAUAGUGAUCAGAAUGUGUUUUUAUAAAUCUCAAUAUAUGAAGA